Anolis carolinensis (green anole) is the source of this 3088-nucleotide messenger RNA. It is a transcript of the gene p2ry12, whose product is annotated as purinergic receptor P2Y12. Gene Ontology annotation, cellular component: membrane. Gene Ontology annotation, molecular function: G protein-coupled purinergic nucleotide receptor activity. NCBI's taxonomy places the organism in Eukaryota, Metazoa, Chordata, Lepidosauria, Squamata, Anolidae. The record is from RefSeq and is a predicted model, not a curated record. The transcript has 3 exons. Gene Ontology annotation, biological process: G protein-coupled receptor signaling pathway; blood coagulation. The coding region runs from base 437 to 1435 and encodes 332 amino acids.
GCAAAUAAGCCAAUGGAUACUUUUUUAAAGGAAGUAUACUGAAAGUGAAAAAAACAUAAAUAGGAAGUUACGAGCAUUUCACAUGUACAAGAGAAAGCUACCCGUUGGAUGUAAAUUGGAGGAAAAGUAAGAAAGAGAGAAACCAAAUUUGAAAUGGAUUGUAUUCUAGGCAGCUGCUUAAAAUCAGACAGCAUCUGAAGAAGUAAACCCAUGACUUCCUCUUCUCUCUCAUGACUCAAACAGUUGUGCUGUUGCUGUAUAGGACAGGGCUUUCUGCUGAUGGAGCCUGCAAACUAAAUGCUACCUUUUGAUUGUAUAACAAGGAAAAUAUUUCAGAAGACACCACAUUCUCCCUGUCAGCAACAUAAUCUCCCAAUGCAGGAAAAUCCAAGUGUUCUGCUGAUUACAGCUGAUUAAGGAAGAAAAUACAGCCCCAAUGGAUCCUGGGUACAGCCCUUCUGGAAACGGCAGCAACUGCAGCACUGAUAAAAGCAUGAAUCAAGUUCUCUUUCCCUUGUUGUACACGUUUAUUUUUGUUGUGGGAAUAAUUAUGAAUGGAUUAGCUAUGGGAGUCUUUUUCCAGAUUGCCAACAAAUCUAAUUUUAUCAUCUUUCUCAAGAACACGGUGAUUGCUGACAUCCUCAUGAUCCUAACUUUUCCAUUCAAAAUACUCAGUGAUGCAAAACUGGUGUCCUGGGAAUUGAGAGGAUUCGUCUGCAAAGUAACUCAAGUCAUAUUUUACUUCACCAUGUACAUCAGCAUUAUCUUCUUGGGCCUCAUAACUAUUGAUCGCUAUUUGAAAACUGCCAGACCCUUCAAACCAGUCAGCUCCGACAAUACAUUGGUAUCUAAAAUCCUAUCUGCACUUAUCUGGAUAUUCAUGUUUUGUCUGUCCCUUCCUAACAUGAUUUUGACAGACAAGAAACCGACGCAAGAGAAUGUGAAGAAAUGUGCAGACCUGAAAUCUGAUUUUGGUUUAGUAUGGCAUGAACUUGUUAACUAUGUUUGCCAGUUUAUUUUCUGGGCUAACUUUGCCAUUAUAGUCGUCUGCUACACACUCAUAACACAGGAGCUAUACAAAUCCUACAAAAGAACAAGAAGCAAAGGAAGCACAAACAAAAAGACUGUAAACGUGAAAGUAUUCAUAAUUAUUGGCGUGUUCUUCAUUUGCUUUGUGCCUUUCCAUUUUGCCAGGAUUCCUUACACCUUGAGCCAAACAAGAGAUGUUUUCAAGUGUUCAACCCAGAACACAUUGUUUUAUAUAAAGGAGAGCACUUUAUGGCUGACAUCCCUAAAUGCAUGUUUAGAUCCAUUCAUAUAUUUUGCCCUGUGCAGAUCCUUCAGAAGAUCUCUCCUAAACAUAUAUCAUAAAUAUGUAAUCAAAAAAGAGAGAGAUCACAGUACGGAAGCAACUGAGGAGCAGACACCACUGUAGUCCAUCAUGAAAAGCACAUUAUACAGCCAAAGCAUUUUGCAUCCUCUUUAGUGCAUGCAUUUCUUCUAAUGCAAUGGUGUUUCUUGCUUCGAGGGAGAUUAAUCAUCCUAUAUAGUCCAUGAUAAUAAUUGCACAGUGAAUAGAAAUAUUCACACAUACCUGCCACUGCCACAUUUUUUUAGUCUGAUGGCAACAGUGAACUAUACUGACAAUUUUCAGGGAUAUAGAUAAACCCUUCUGAAAAAAACUGAAUAGGCAAGCAAAGCACUUAAAAUAACAACACCCAAACACUUAAAUAUAUUCAUUUUUAGCUAGGUUACAAAUAUAUAAAGGCAAUAAGAAGUGUAAUUUCUGUGAAAUAAUGGACAUCACUGACACUUAUAUCCAGAAGAAGACGGUUCAGCUGAACACAUUUCAAACAAGGAAUUUAAUAAUGUUUUAGUUGGCAAACACUUACAGGUGGCUUCAAAUCUAAUGUACAGGUUUGGGUUUCAAUCAGCUGUCCACCGAGGGCUUGGAAUUAAUAAAUUAGAAACAACACAGUUAUCCAUAACUAAUCAAUUGGGGGUACAAUGAGGAUGUAAUACAUUUAUAUUGCAAAAGUAAUAAAAUGGACAGUAGUGAAGUUACUUUAUUUGUUUAAUAGUUUCCAGUUUCUUUUAAUAAUUCAUUUCAAAGGGCAUCAGAGGUAUAUUGCUUGACAUCAAUUAGUUUCUCAUACAGGUAAUGGAAAGUAAGAGAAAAGCAAUAGACGAUGGAACAAGUGAUGUCAGAAAUAAAAUUUUUAACACUGUAAUGAAUACGAGUUAAUUUUCAUACAGUGUAAAUGAAUUACUUUAAAAAAAAUCAACUUUUUAAACUCCUGGCCAACCAUGAAGAAGUGUUAAAUAAAAAAACAGCAUAGGAAUGAAGUGUUUGCUUAUCUAAUCCUGGAGCACUGAAAUGAAAUUUCUUCAAAUAGGCUCUGAGAUCAAAACACAUUUGGACUUUGUUUCAUCUGCUUAGAAUUCUUAUGGUACUGAUAUCUUGGGUACUUAACUUAUUCUUAAACUGUUACAAGAUCAUUCACAGUUAUUUACUAUUAUAACUGAACCUGCCUCCAAAGAGAUUUGGUUAUACGGAUCUAGCAACUAUAAUGUACAGAAAGUAUACAGAAUAUAUUUCCUUUGUAUAAAUUGCACCAUCAAUUCUACCCUUGUUGCAUAUUUGUAUAUAAUCAACAACGUGUAAAUAAAGUAGACUUUGUGUUGUUGAAGGCUUUCAUGGCUGGGAUCACAGGGUUGUUGUAUGUUUUCCGGGCUGUAUGGCCAUGUUUCAGAAGGAGAGAACGUCAGGAGAGAAUACUCCUGGAACAUGGUCAUACAGCCCGGAAAACAUACAACAACCCAAAGUAGACUUUGUGAUUUUGUCAAAGUGUUUAAACUAUCAGAAAUGGACAUUUGGGAAAUAAAUACUAUCUUGUAAAAAAGUACAAUUUCCUUUUUUCCUUUUUAUUUUUAUAUAACAUUUUGUUGUCUCAUGCUGAAGUGAUAAAAACACAUUAGAUGUUUAUAGUGUGUAUGCACUUCUCAGAAGCAGUCCAGCAAGUAAUAAGGAAACAGAUACAAUCAAUCAAGCUUUAUUAUGGUCUAAAGACCCCAUUUGUUUAGUGGU